Messenger RNA from Paramisgurnus dabryanus, 2094 nucleotides. RefSeq lists its product as uncharacterized. The record is from RefSeq and is a predicted model, not a curated record. Lineage: Eukaryota; Metazoa; Chordata; Actinopteri; Cypriniformes; Cobitidae.
CACACGACUCGCUCCCACACAACCGGUCAUCUCUAACAUUCACUUGUGUGUAAGCCUGGCAAUAUGUUUAAGUCAGGAUAUACCACAAGCUGCACACCGUCCUGGGACUUUUCAACAAUCUGAACUCUCCAUUCAGGAGAAGGAAGAUCACUCAACACUUAGGUAUGAAUUGUGCUUGAAUAAGCCAAAAGAGGAGGUAUUUUUUUCCUCUUAUCGCUGAAUGCUGAGGACGUCCAAGAUGAGUCUAAAGAAGAGGAAACCGAGCAUGGUGUUCAGCUGGCACAAGUCGUUUGCUAUCCUCGCCCCGUGGAGAAAAGGUAAAGCGGAUGUGGUUUUGGAGAAUGAGGUUGUACUGACAAAGAUGAAGUUCCUCAACAACCUUCCUGAGAAACACCUAAAUGCAGAGGAUUCCAUAUCAACCAUCUCCAUUUCAAUGUCUGAGCCUGAAAACACAGAGACUCUCCAGGUGGAUGAAGUGAUCUCCGUUCACAGCGCUGCUCCUGAGCCAAUAAUACCUGAAUCAAAAACAGACUAUCUUUCCACAAUUUUUGCAGAUUCUGAACUUCCAAGAUUGUACAAAUUUGAAUCUGAAGACUCUGGGGUAGAGAUGACCAGUGGGGCAACAUCCCCCUCUACCCCAACAGGUUCAGAGCAAAGCUUUGUUGUUCACAGUAGAGAAUCUUCAUGUGACUCUAGUAACCUGAACUGCCAUAUACCCACUAACAGUCCUCUUGAAGAGAGUUUGGACUCUUUGAAAACUGCACAAACAUCUUGUAUAUAUGCUGAACAAGACAAUUUUGCCGUUCUGGAAGACAGAACAGAGGAUGCGAAUGUUAAUGAUGAUUUAUUGGAUGUUACAAUAGAUUCAAAAAGGACCGAGGACAGAACCCUGUGGAACACCAGGGAAAACGACAAGGAUGGCAUAGAGUUCAUGAUAGCACAGGAGGAAAUAACAGAGACAACAUUGGCUGAAGACACAAAGUGUUCUACUGAAGCUUAUGAUGAAAUGUCAGGACCCGAAUUUAAACAUCAGCCUUUGAGGAAAAGUACAACGAGCGAUAGUCUGGAUGAGUACAUGGAGGAAUGCUGCAGGCUAAGUGAGGAAAGCCAGGCCAAUCAACCCAAUCCUCUAGGCUCUGGACUGGGAUACCUUGAGCACAUCUGCCAGCUCAUCGAGAAGAUCGGCCAGCUACAGGAACACAACCUCCGACUACAGAAACAGAUCUGUGGCCUGCAGAAGGAAGGCAGAGUGAUGAAAACUAAAGAGGACUUUUUCCUUCAGCACUGUAGUUGCGGAGCCGCCAGCCUGGCCUUUCAAGAACUCAAGAGACAUUUUCGCAGUGACCACUACAGCCUGACGGCAUCAAGCAGCACUCUUUCCGACCUCAGCACAAUCCCAGAGGUCACGCGCAUCCCCCUCAGGGCAGCUGCGAGAGAUGCUGAGAUGGGCUGCCAGGUGACCACUCCCCUCUGGAGGCGGGGCUUAAACAGGAGGAGCUACACAGAGGGAGAGGCCAAGUACUUGAGUGACAGUGCUGAGGUUCUCUGUGCGCCUCAUAGACGGUUAAGCGAAAACUACACUUGGGGACGAGUGAAGGAACUGGUAAAGAAGACCAAACUGAGGAACCAGAGUCGGCUGGGACUGUCUUCAGGAUCCCUUAAGAGAUCAUGCCCACAGCUUUACCGGCCAGAUGUGAUAUCAUCAGAGCGACCCAGGAUAAACAGAAACUCCAUGAUCGCUCUGGGCCAUCACAAAGUGGAUUAUCUAUGGCCCCAGUAGUAUUUAUCAGACAUUGAGCAGAUGGUCUGCUAUGGAGCUGCUUUUUCAUAAAGGGACAAAGUGAGGGCUUUCGCAGUCCAGCCUGGGAUUACAAAGUGGAAGAAAUGCACAAGACCAAGAUGAGAUGAAUGGAAUUUGAGUAACGGUGGAAAAAUGUUGGUGUUUCUUGUAAAUAACACAAGAAAUGUUUAUAUGUUAAUGGAAGUGUUAGGUUGAUCUGUCGAGGGAGUUCGUUUGUGUGAGAUAUGUGAUGUUUUCAUAUGUAUACACUAAAUACAUGAUUUUCAUUUUUUUAUGUAUAGUCUUCUGUAUAU